Malassezia globosa CBS 7966 is the source of this 1095-nucleotide messenger RNA. RefSeq lists its product as uncharacterized. Gene Ontology annotation, biological process: biosynthetic process; mitochondrial respiratory chain complex I assembly. The record is from RefSeq and is a predicted model, not a curated record. Gene Ontology annotation, cellular component: mitochondrion. Lineage: Eukaryota; Fungi; Basidiomycota; Malasseziomycetes; Malasseziales; Malasseziaceae. The transcript has a single exon. Bases 1 to 1095 code for a protein of 364 amino acids.
AUGUGGCAACAUCUGUCACCGCGGACUACAGUCUGCACAGGCUCACGCACAGGGUCGUUUGCGCUGAACGCACCGCGCGUUCAUGUCGCACGCGCACAACACACACAAGCGUAUACAUCCGCACUGGUCGAUACUGUCCGCCAGCGUGAUUACGCCGCAUACCUUACACACGUAGCGUAUGCACGGCGAGUUCAGCCCCAUUUUUGGGCCUUACGUGCAUUUCAAGUUGAGCUUGCUACAAUUAAAGAUACAGUGAGCAAUGAACUCGUGGGUCGUAUACGCAUGCAGUGGUGGCGCGACGCUAUAGAAAGCAUCUACGCAGGCCGUCCACCGAAGCAUCCCAUUGCACAAGGACUCUAUGAGGCUAUUUCGGAUCCAGCCGUCAUGGCGCACGGAUCCCUAGUGAAGGAUCAUUUUCUGCGCAUCAUCGAUGCACGCGAAGCUGACUUAGCUGAUCCACUCUCGCCACCGACGCUCGAAGAGCUCGAGAAGUACGCGGAGGCAACAUCAUCACGCAUGCUGUACUUGCUGCUCAAUUUACAGGGGCUUUCUGAGCCGACUGUCGACGUGCUUUUCUCCCACCUUGGCAAAGCUAUUGGGCUUACAAUCUUUGUUGCUUCGCUACCAUAUCAUACGCAUCCCGCACCGCGACCUGCCUCAGCAGCCGCGGCGUCGUCGCCCCACAGUUCAGUCGGCGCUGCUAUUGGCGGAACGACGCGGUACGCGCCACAGGCAGGCGGUGUUCCCCGUACGCCAACGCUUCCACUUCCGCUCGAAUAUAUCCUAGAAGCAGGCGUCACACAAGAGGAUGUAUUUCGACAUGGGCCCGGUGCUCGCGGGCUAAAAGACGCAGUAUUUUAUACGGCAACACGCGCGAACGACUAUCUCAUAACUGCACGUCGAGUGAUUCGUGAAGAGCUUGGCGGUCGCGUGCCAGCGCUAGCUACUGGGCCUAUGCUCCUUGCUGUCCAGCCGCGUCAGUUUCUGCGUAAGCUGGAGCGUGUCGACUUUAAUCCCUACGACCCCACUCUCGCUAAGCGCGACUGGCUUUUGCCUUGGCAUAUGUGGAUAGCCGCGCGUCGACAGACUCUCUGA